CUGCGUGUGCUAUUCAUAUUGUAUAAGGCACGUUUGGAUACUAAUCCUUCAUUGGAUAUAUUGUAACCUUGAUGUUAAAAUUGUUCUUUUAGAACAUACGGUACUUUGGUCGCCGUAUAAACGUUCAAUAUUUGUGAAUCAAUAUGUUAGGAAUACGUUUAACUAAACUAAAAGGAUUUCUACUGUUAACCAUUUCACUUCAUAUGUUUGUGCUCUUGUCAUUGUGGUUUUUGAAAAAACCAUCGAAUGCAAAUGAGGUUCAAGUACAGUUGACAUCGAUGGGACCAAUGAUUUCAAGUAAGGAAAGGUUUCGCAUUCUCUGGUAUAACCCAUCUAAACACUUUACAGAACGUCAUGCAGAUGUGUUUAAUUGUGGAUUUGAAAAGUGCAAAUACAAUAACUGUGAUAUGACUGUAAAUACAUCAGAUGCAAAUAUCAGUCAGGCUAUCAUUUUUGAUGGUCGUAGAAUGCCAGAGAAAGUAGACUUCACUCGUCCAAAUGGCCAGAUAUGGAUUUUCGCAGCUCACGAAACUCCUAUUUCAUACAAGGACACAGGGACAUGGUGGUAUAGUAAUAAAGACUACUCCUUCAACUGGACGAUGACUUAUGACAAAGAUAAUUCUGACAUAUAUUUGCCAUACGGAGAAAUACUGAAACACAAAACAGAAGUAAUAAGGGACUACGAAUCAAUUUCACAAAAGAAAAACAAAACUCUCUUAAUAAUAGUUUCUCAUUGUAAUGUCAGGUCUAAACGUCAGGAAUAUGUAAAUAAGUUAAAGAAAUAUGUUGACGUUGAAGUAUUGGGACUUUGUGGGAAAAAGUGGACAUGUGGUACUAACCUCAAACACGACGAAGACUGCUUUAAACUUUUAAAUACAACUUAUAGGUUUUAUCUAGCCUUCGAAAAUGCGUUUUGCCAUCAAUAUAUAACAGAGAAAUUUUACGAUAAUUUCAAUUAUGAUCUAAUUACGUUGGUACGUGGUGGAAGCCCUGGCGAAACGAAACAAAUAUUUCCCAAGGGAACAUUUGUAUCCACCGAUGAAUUCGAAUCCGUUCAAGAUCUUGCACACUUUCUUAAACAUAUCAGUGUUGAAACGUAUGCCGCCCAUUUAAAGCGGAAAAGUCAAUAUUACUCAGCUGGGUAUUUGUAUGUAUAUCAAAGAGCUAUGUGCAACCUAUGUGAAAGGAUGAAUAAUCAGAGCAAAUAUGCAAAAACAAUCACAGAUAUAAAGGAAUGGGCAUAUGGCCCUAAACCUUGCAUUGAUUCAAAGGACGUGACAGAUGUGCGAUGAAUGAACGUUAAACAGCAGUUUAAAUUUUUAUACAUAGGUGUGUUUUUAUGAUUUAUUUUUAUGUCAACAAUAAGGAAUCACCCAUAAUUUGUGUGAAAGGAUAAUUGUUCAACAAUGUUCAAGCAAGUAUGCAAAAACUAUAACAAAUGUCAAUAAAUGAAUGAGCAUUUAUUCUUUUCCAUGUAUUAUUCAAAAUUACAUGUAAGUUCGCAAAGAACUAUUUUUAAUGUCUAUAGAAUAUGCUUUUUAUGCAUUCAUUUUCUAGCAACCUUUAAUUUUAAAAUAAAUAAUGAAUAUACGCGUGUUUGAAGAGUAAGUCACAAAAUUGAUAGGUAGAUUUAAUGUUGCUGAAAAACUUUUUGCGUAAAUGUUGCAAUUUAUCAAAAUUUGUAGAGAACUUAUAGUAACCUCAUCUUAACACAUCUGCGGAUGUUCAACAUUUUCCCAGUUCAUGCAAAAUGUGAAUUCUACUUGGGCCGGUGCUAGCAGACGUGAAAGGUGUCUUGCUUGUUCAUUAAUAGAUCAAUCAAGUCGAGCCUGCAACAUUUUCAAUUUUGUCGUUGUGGGCGUUCUUAAGGAUUUAAUCUAAUUUUCUUUUGUUCAUUUCCCAGAUUUUGUUAUGUUUAAAAUGAAUGAAACAUAAUUUUCUCGUUAUAUUACUUUUGGAUCUUUAAAAGACAUUAGACCAUAUUAUACUUAUAAAGAAAAUGAACUUGCUAGCGCCGGUGGUACAAGUACUACCUUUCAGAACGACAUGCAAGAACUUAUUGGUGGUUUAAUCCUGUUUCCUUUUACUAAAAUUUCCUUAAGUGUUCCUCAUAGGCCGGUCUUAGGACCUCUUCUAUUUUCAAACGUUGUCUUUGGUUUGUUGGUUUGGUUACCUGUUUCCAAACGUGUUGAUCAAAUUAAUUUGCCACAAGUCUUUAG
Ruditapes philippinarum (Manila clam) is the source of this 2219-nucleotide messenger RNA. Its product is annotated as glycoprotein 3-alpha-L-fucosyltransferase A-like. The coding region runs from base 144 to 1292 and encodes 382 amino acids. The transcript has 3 exons. Lineage: Eukaryota; Metazoa; Mollusca; Bivalvia; Venerida; Veneridae. Gene Ontology annotation, cellular component: membrane. The record is from RefSeq and is a predicted model, not a curated record. Gene Ontology annotation, molecular function: alpha-(1->3)-fucosyltransferase activity.